UUGUAGUAUAUGAACUUAAAUUCAACACUGUGUUUAAAAUGUCUCUAAGCCACUACUUCAUGUCCUCCCUCUGUACUUCAGAGUCUCUGCCAGAUCUCCUCACAGCUGUGAAGAUCUUGACAGGCUCUACAGUUGAGAUCGCCGCAGCUUCCGUGGGAGAGACCACCCUGGUAAAAGCUGUCCAGAAAAUAGAGGACGAUGGAAAAGGUUUGGACUUCACACUGGAGGUGGUAGAGCCAGAGGUCCUGGAGGCAACCACAGAGGUGGGAGCUAAAGAAGCAGCAGGUGAUGAGGCAGCUGAUGAAGAAAAUGAGGAGGGGCUGAAGUCUGCAGAGCCUGAUGUGGAAUCUCCCGCUGCUGAAGAGCUUGCUGAAGAUGAAACAUCUGGUUCUGUUGCAGCAGAUGAGGAGGCAGCCUCUUUUCUGUCUGAGGAACCUACAACCUCAGCCCCAACAGUGGAGGAGGUGGGUGAGGUUGAGUCUGAAGAUCAGGCUGCGGUCCCUGAAGCUGUAUCAGAGGAGGCUGUCUCUACAGAGGCCUCACCUGAAAAUGCUGUUCUUGCCGAGGACACUACACCAGCUGAGGAGGCCACCAACACUGCUGAAGCUGCCUCAGUGGAUGUGACGACACCUGCUGCUGAGACAUCAGUGGAGGAGGCAACAGUUGAAGCAUCAGCAGAGGAAACAGUUGAAGCCGAGGCAACGCACAGUGCAGCAGCAGCAAUUGUGGACUCAACUCAGCUGGCAGCAGCCUCCUCUGGGUCAGACCUAGAGGUCCUUUCAGCUGCGGAAGCAGAAUCUACAUCAGAGGCUCCAGUACACGAGGUCAAGCAAUGCCACUCCUGCCACUCUGCUCCACUCGCAGCAGAGGACGUGGCGCCACCUGCUGCUUUGGGAGGGCAGCUGGCCAGUGAAGAAGCUGCGGAUAUAACAUUGGAGGUCAAGGAGGCAGUGUCACUGGUGGAAGGACAAACCACAGAGACUAUGGUUGCGAUGACGACCCAGUCAUGACAUGACAGAGUGUGCCUUCCACAACACUUACUUAUCUGUCAACCAAGCCAGAAUGGUCAAGGAAAACAACAUGAGGAAGGAGCAACUGGUUUCACUAGAUAAUGUGUUCUUUUUUGAAAUGUUAUAACAGAGAUGUUGUUUUUUUAUGUUUCCAAUCUGUCCCUGCUCAAAUUAUAUUAGUAUUUGAGAGAUGAUUGCCAUUAUAUCUCUUGUCCUCUAGGUGCCACUGUUGCAAAGCUUUUCAUGACUAGUUGAAUGGAGCACAAGUUUCUUUGUAGUUGUUUCUGUUGUAUUAGGCAGUGAUGGGGGCGGUUUGUUGUUUAUGCUGUGAUAGACUGAUUUUCAUAGAUAUUGCCGAACAAUAUCUAUAAACGGUACCAAGAUUUUUAAGUGUGAAUUCACCCAUUUGUUUCCUUCAAACUGAUGAAGUCAUUUUUCCACUUAUGUCGGCUGAUAUUAUAGUAUAAAGAUUUGUAUUUUUGUCACUUUUGUCAUAGUACAUAGACUAUCUUGAGGCAUUUAAGUGUUUUAAGACCAUUACACUUGUGCUGCUAAUUUUAAAGGGAUGCAUUAGUUUCAAGGGGUCGAGGAUAUCUUUAUUAUCCCAAGGGGUAAUUUGUUGCGUAGUCAGUAUUACGAACAUAACCAACCAAGAAAAAAAUUAAUAUAUAAAAAAAAUUUAAAAAAAAACCAUAUUGGUAAAAAAAUA
Molecule: messenger RNA, 1719 nt
Organism: Epinephelus fuscoguttatus (brown-marbled grouper)
Lineage: Eukaryota; Metazoa; Chordata; Actinopteri; Perciformes; Serranidae
Exons: 2
Coding region: 39-1010 (323 amino acids)
Source: RefSeq, a predicted model, not a curated record